This is a messenger RNA of Quercus lobata, 441 nucleotides long. RefSeq lists its product as uncharacterized. Bases 1 to 441 code for a protein of 146 amino acids. NCBI's taxonomy places the organism in Eukaryota, Viridiplantae, Streptophyta, Magnoliopsida, Fagales, Fagaceae. The record is from RefSeq and is a predicted model, not a curated record. The transcript has 2 exons.
AUGGAAGCUGUGAAUGUUGUUAUCAAUGAAUCUUCAGAGUUCAGUUCUGAGAAGCUUAGUGAGGAAAUCCCCAGAGAAAUUCUUCCUCCCGAGCCCAAGGACGUUCAAGAAAUUGUUGAACCCACCAAGGCUAAAGAAGCUCUUCAGGAUGAAAGUUGGGUUAAGGCUAUGCAUGAUGAACUGCUUCAAUUUCAAAGGAAUGAUGUCUGGACUUUAGUACCUAGACCGGAAGGUGAGCACAUCAUCGGUACAAAGUGGAUAUUCCACAAUAAGAUUGAUGAGGAGGGUAAUGUAAUCUGCAACAAGGCUUGUCUUGUGGCUCAAGUAUACUCUCAAAUGGAAGAAGUAGACUAUGAUGAGACAUUUUCUCUUGUAGCCCGAAUGGAGUCCAUCCAAAUUCUUCUAGCCCUAGCAUGUCACUUGAAGUUCAAGCUUUACUAA